UAUAUAUAUAUAUAUUAAAUGCCACAGUUAUCUCUUUUCUUGUUGAGAUUGAUCAAAUUAAUUUGUGUCUAAUUGUUUAUAAUUUGAUAAUUUCCUUUUUUGGUCAACUUAAUUUGAUAAUUUCUAAAACCUUGGAAAAGACUAAAAUUAAAUCGUAGAAAAAGGAAACCGAGUAAAAAAAGUUGUUGGGUGGAUCGGAUGUUAGAGUCGGUUUGACCAUUAAGUAAAUGCAAAUACAGGUAGAAUUAUAGUUUACAAAAAAAAAUAUAGGUAGAAUUUGAAUAGAGUUGUUUAUGCUGAGAGACACGUUGUGUCUUUUGUUCACUCUUAAAGACACUUUGUAGUUACAACACACAAAGUUGGGACAGGUGUCUUUGUUGCUGACCAAAAAGCCCUUGGCUUAUAAACCAGCAUGAAUGGGAAGAGCAUAUUCUCUUUAAGGAACCAAACCAGAUCACAAAUCUCGUUGGAAUAAAUGAAACAAGGGAAAAAGUAAAAGCAGUUGUCUGGGUUUGAGUGUUACUAUCCUGCCCGUCAGAUCAUUUUUUUAAAAACGAUCUAAUGGCUCAGAAAAGCCUUAUUGUUUUCGCUUGUAAUUAAUAGCUACCGUAAGAAAUGCGUCUUCUUCGACAAUUCUUUGCUCUGGGUUUGAGAUUAGGUGGGUGAAGUGUCAUGGAUGACAUGGUUGUGGUUGUAGAUGUUUUGGUUUGCUUAAGCUUUGUUUUGCGUGGACGACAUGGUUAUGGUUGUGGUAGGUAUGUUCAGUCUAGUCGUUUGAAUGUAAGGGCUACUUUGAGGCCAAGAUUAGGAUGGACGUGGUUAGCAUAACAGUAUUGUGGGUUGUGUUUUGUUGUGGACCUGCUUGUUUAGGGUGUGUAUGUCGUGAAAGUGUUGUUAUGGUUAAGUGGGUGUGGUUAGUGUGUCAGGUUUAGUGGUCUGAUUGUGGUGCAAAACGGGUGUUGUGGUUCAUUAUGGAUGACAUGUUGGUGGUUGGCAUGUGGUAAACAAGAACCUUUAGUGGACUGUGUUAUGACUUAGUUAUGAAGGUGGUGUAGUGGUUGUGGUCAGUUUCAAUUUUGUAGUAGAUGAAUAAUUCAAUUUUAGGGUGUGGUUGUGGUCUGGGUUUGAGAUUAGGUGGGUGAAGUGUCAUGGAUGACAGGGUUGUGGUUGUAGAUGUUUUGGUUUGCUUAAGCUUUGUUUUGCGUGGACGACAUAAUUAUGGUUGUGGUAGGUAUGUUCAGUCUAGUCGUUUGAAUGUAGGGGCUAAUUUGAGGCCAGGGUUAGGAUGGACGUGGUUAACAUAACAAUAUUGUGGGUUGUGUUUUGUUGUGGACCUGCUUGUUUAGGGUGUGUAUGUCGUGAAAGUGUUGUUGUGGUUAAGUGGGUGUGGUUAGUGUGAAGCUUUUCUGGGCUGAGAAACGUAAAAAUCUCAAGAAUUUCUGAGACGAUGAUAUGGUGACACAGAGAUGCAAAUCUGGAGAGGAGAUACAGGAAAUCAAAGAGACAAGGGUUUGGGGAGGUUUGAUUUGGACCAGAACGCUAAAGAACUUCUGGGGCGACAAGCGGAAGGUGAGACGAUGAUAUGGUGAAACAGAGAGGGGGAUUCGGAGAGGAGAAUCAGAAAAUCGAAGAGAGAAGGGUUGGGGGAGGUCUGAUUUGAGUUUAAUUUCAGAUCAUCUUUCUGGAUCGAGGAGAAGACACUAGAGCAUGAGGUUAGGGUUCAUCAGGGGUUGAAGAAGAUAAAUCAAAAAUGUGAAAAGAGAAAAAGUAAGAGAAGUCGUAGGUUGUAAAAAGUACAAAAAAAAAGGAAGCAAGAUGUUUUUGGUUAACUAGAUUGGUCUAGUUGGGUUGGGUGGGUUUUACAAACUAAGUAAAUUUGUCUCUAGUUGAGGGUUAUAUUAGUAAAAAGAGCAUGAGAAAGUGUGCUAUAGCACAAUGUGCCUUUGAGUGAAAUUGAUAACACAAAAUGUGUCUCUGAGGGUAAAAAUUUCAUUUGAAUAAGCUACCUAAGAGUCUUUUUUUUGCCUCUGAUUUUUAUAUUUUUUUUAUAUCUCAUUCGAUCCUUUGUUUUAUUUCAAAUUAAUGAAAUUUAUCUUCUUUUUUAUUGGACAAAUUAUUUGAAAACAGAAAAGGAAAACUAAAAGAAAAGGAAACUCUAACAAAAUCAUACUCAAAAAGGAAAUAAGUAUCUCUCUCUAGUCUUUCCUCUGUAGUCUCCUAUAAAUACAGCACACAUCAACACCAAAACUCUCAUCCUUCUCAAACAAUGUCGACAGCAACAACCAAAGCAUUAUCGCUUCUUGUUCUUCUCUUCUUCGUGUCCUUUGUUCACGCAACAGACCCAUGUCUGAUCAGCUCCAUCUACCAGUUCGGAGACUCCAUAGCCGACACCGGGAACCUAAUCCGCAACGGUCCUACCGGAGCUUCAACUCCCUCUCCUAAACCCUUACCUCAACGUAAACCCCACGCAACCGUCUUCUUCAGUAACGGAGUUAACUUCGCCGUCGCCGGAAGCACAGCCUUAAACAGCUCUUUCUUCACCUCAAGGAACCUCCACGUACCGGCGACGAACACACCUCUCUCCACUCAGCUCUCUUGGUUCAAGUCUCAUCUACGUUCCACGUGUCACAGCCCAUCUUGUUUGAAGCAGUCUCUUGUCAUGAUGGGUGAGAUAGGAGGAAACGACUACAACUACGGUUUCUUCCAAGGCAAGUCAACGGAAGAGAUCAGAAGCUACAUACCCCACGUGGUCGGAGCCAUCGCAGCCGCGGCUAGAGAAGUGAUCCGAGCCGGUGCGGUUAACGUGGUCGUACCGGGAAACUUCCCCGUCGGAUGUUUCCCGAUUUACUUGACGUCUUUCCCCGUGAACGAUCCAAAAGCUUACGACGAUAAAGGAUGCUUGAUUCGUCUUAACGAGUUCGCCAUGGACCACAACAACCAACUCCAAGAAGCUAUAAGUUCUUUGCAAAAGGAGUUUCCCGGUGUGGUUAUCGUCUACGGAGAUUACUACAACGCGUUUCAGUAUGUUCUGCGCGGUUCUGUGGGAUUCGACAAGAGUGUAGCUUUGAAGUCGUGUUGUGGGAUCGGUGGAGGUUACAACUACGAUGGAAAGAGACAGUGUGGAGCUGUGGGAGUGCCGGUUUGUCAGAAUCCAGACAAGUUUAUAAGCUGGGACGGAGUGCACUUGACUCAGAAGGCGUAUAGGUUCAUGUCUAAGUUCUUGAACUACAAGAUUCUUCCGCAGAUCAAGUGUGGUGGAGCUUAACCAAGCAAGAGUGUUUCCUUCUAGUUUGAUAGUUUGUAUUUUCCUUUCAGUUGAUUAAUUAAUGCGAUGAUAACAACAUGUAAUUUUUUUUUCAAUGUGUAUAAAGUAUAAACUACUUGCAAAUUAAUGUUCUUGCAAAUACAGUAAAAAUUCUAUAAAUUAGCAAACACGUUAAAUUAUUAAAUUCAUUCGGUUCGAAUUGAGCUGGUUCAAAAUAUAACACAAAUCAAUAAAAUAAUAAGAUAAUAAGUUUUUUAAAAAUAUAUGUAAAUAUAUAGUUUCACUAAAAUUAUCAAUCAAAAAUAUAUAUAAGGUUUAUCUAAGUACAACAAAACAUUAUAUUAUUUGUUUUAUAAUUACAAUGAAAUUCAUCUCUAUUUUUUCGUAACACUUCAAAAUAUUUUGAUAAUAUUUAGUUAAUUAUAUCUAAAUCUAAAUUUAAAUUCUAUGACACAUAUUUCGUACCAAAUCCUAUAACAAAAACGAUAUAAAAAUAGAAUUUUUCAAAUUUAAUUAAUAUAUAUACAAUAUACUAUACAAAAUAUAUUCUAAAAUAGAAAAAUAUUUUUUUUUGUAAAUUAAUAUAAUUUCAUAAACUAAAUAUUGUUAAUUUAUAGAGAUUUUACUGUAUAAACACAGCUAACCUAACCGGGAUGUUAAAAAAACAAAGCUACGUAACCUAACCGAAUGGGUCACUCACUGCACAAUUUGGGUUUAGUAUUUAUUCUCUUCUCUCCAAAAUGAGCUAAACCGAAACGGAAUCAAGCCUCACUAAAUCCCGGUUAAAGCGAAAGC
This is a messenger RNA of Brassica napus (rape), 4060 nucleotides long. Its product is annotated as GDSL esterase/lipase At5g03980. NCBI's taxonomy places the organism in Eukaryota, Viridiplantae, Streptophyta, Magnoliopsida, Brassicales, Brassicaceae. The record is from RefSeq and is a predicted model, not a curated record. Gene Ontology annotation, molecular function: hydrolase activity, acting on ester bonds.